Messenger RNA from Cyclospora cayetanensis, 2142 nucleotides. RefSeq lists its product as uncharacterized. The transcript is spliced from 2 exons. NCBI's taxonomy places the organism in Eukaryota, Apicomplexa, Conoidasida, Eucoccidiorida, Eimeriidae. The record is from RefSeq and is a predicted model, not a curated record. The coding region runs from base 1 to 2142 and encodes 713 amino acids.
AUGCGUCGUCACAGUCUCCAGGAGAAAGCCCGGAUUGCAGCAGAAGCAGAGGGUGUCAUGCGUCAGAUACGUCAGAUUCGGAAUUCCGUUAGAGACUUCGUGGCGGCUCUGAAUAAGAAGGUCGCCGUGCGCGCGCCGACAGAGCGCGAGGAGUUGGAGCAGCAGGAGCGGGGGCAGGUGCUGACGCCACAGUUGGCCGAGGCGUGGGAGGCGUGGGAAGCGCAUGAGUGCUUGCAGCCGUAUGCCUUCGCUGCCUCUUUGCUGCACGAGCUGCAGGAACAGCGCUUAGAGGAGAGGCUUAAGGCGUCCAGGGAGGCUUUCGCGCAGUUUCUUGCGGCACAAGAUACGGAGAGCGCAGGAAAGGACUCUGAGCGGCUGGUGCAGCAGCAGGAAGCUCCGGAGAUCCCAUUCAAGCCUGUAGAUUCAGCACGGCUGCGUUUCACUUUUCUGGGGCACAAGCCUCUCUCUUCCAUACAAAACGAGGGUGCUGAGGAUCUGGAGGUACAGCGACUCGGGAACGAGCAGCAGCAGCAGAAAGAUGGCCAGAGGGAGCAGCUGCAUUUGGUUGCGAUUCUUGAUAGACAGGCACGGCGGCACUCCAAGGAUAUGGCGAAGAUGAAGCGGCAGAUUCAGGAGUUAUUCAGCUGGUCAGACGCUUGCGCCAUGGCAGCCGUUCGUCGCCUGAAAGCCGAGUUGUCCGAAUGUGCGGCUGCUGCGACCGCCUUGCUUUCUGCCGACGCUGCUUUUGCCGCUUCCGCUCGUGCAGCGCUGCUUCAAGUGCUGCAGCUUCUGGGGGAUAGGUCUACAGCACAAGAGGACCUCGAGAAUUCGAGGCACGCCCUAGAGGCGCUCCUGGAGCCGGUUCUUGUUGAGCUGGAGGGGCAGCAGCUUGGGCUGCAGCGGCAGCGAUUGCCGUUGCUCCAACGACUCAAUCAGAGCCGCAGGCGUCUAGCCUUGUUGGUGGAAGCAGCCUCAGGAAUAGCAAAGUCUGUUGACGGGGCAGCGAUGCAAGGGGGGUCGUUCUGUGGAGAGCUCUUGCAGCAGUUGGACCGGCUGCAGGCACCAGACUCGGAGUCGCGGCUGCUGCUGGCGCAUCAGCUGCAUCACGAAAGGCUUCUGGAGGGCAUGCGGGUUAUCGCAGCAAGUCUCCGCUCCUUCCUGACGUUUCACACUGACGCUGCAGAUUUGUCUGAGGGAGAUCAAAUAGUGCAGCCGCCGUGUUCUUCCAGCGAGCAGCUUGAUCGCUUGCUGGCCUCGGCAGGCACGCUGCGUUCUGCGGCUCUAGAACUUGCAGGCGCUAUUCGUUUGUCUGUUGGUCUCUUGAAGAAGGAGGAAGGGUCUUCGGAACCCCCAUUGGUGAUGCACAAGGAGGGGGAUACCAACUCUGAAAGCGUGUCAGCGAUUUCGGCAGAGGGCCUUUUGGAGGCCAUGCAAAAACUGCAACACGAGGCGAAGCAGCAGAUGGAGGCAAUCUUGGAGACACACAAGCGUCUGGACGCCACAGCCGCAGCGCACUAUGCCGCGAGAGGCGCAGCAGCAGCAGCAGCAAAGGCAGCAGACCUGUGGAGUAUCGGCCCUCAAAAGCGGCAGGAUUUUGAUGGAGAGGCAACCUACAGCGGAGAGCAGCUCCAGCUAAGUGCCCAGAGGCCAGAGGCUGGCAACGAGAGCGGUAUCGCUUCCCUUGUAGAUCAAACGGAGGAAGCGAUGGAGCUUGCACCCCCUCAGCAUGCCACGAGUACCUCUUCGGCUACAAAUGAUGCUGAUGCUGCUCCUUGCGUGGGUGCCUCUCCAAACGCAUAUGCUGGUGGGAUCCCUGGAUCUGAUAAUGCCCAGGCUGCGGCCGCUGCCGCAAGUGCGGCCACUGACGGGCUGUUCAUGAGUGCAAGGACGUGUGCAUCCGAGCUGAGGGAUCGACUGGAGAACGCGAUCGACAUCUACAAUAGCGCGAGACACCUGCUAGCCGUUGCAUCUGCGGCUUCCGCCCAGCUUGUCGAAGUGGAUGUGUAUAUUUUCAAGCAAAGGGAGCGGCAGGAGCGCAAGAUGGUGGCUGAGGGCACCAGGGAGCAGCUGAGGCAGGAUAUCAAGAGACAAGCCGCUGGCCUCAUGCGCCUGGCUGCGUUCGGAUUGACAGGCACACGAUAG